Nicotiana tabacum (common tobacco) is the source of this 443-nucleotide messenger RNA. Lineage: Eukaryota; Viridiplantae; Streptophyta; Magnoliopsida; Solanales; Solanaceae. The record is from RefSeq and is a predicted model, not a curated record.
GGAGCGAUAAGGGUAAGAAUGUGGUAGGUAUUUUAGUUGACAGGGACCUCAGGGAGCUCGUUGUUGAGGUUAGGAAUGAUAGGUUGAUGAGUAUUAAGCUGGUAGUUGGUGGAUUUACUAUAAACGUGAUUAGUGCAUACGCUCCUCAGAUAGGUUUGGACCAGGAGGUCAAGGAGCAACUCUGGGAGGAUUUGGACGAGAUGGUGCGUAGUAUCCCGCACAUAAAGAAGUUGUUCAUUGGUAGAGAUUUCAAUGCUCAUAUUGGGGCUAGUGCUAGGGGUUAUGAUGAUGUGCAUGGCGGGUACGGUUUUGGGGAUAUGAAUGAGAGAGGUAAUUCAUUGUUGGAUUUUGCUAGAGCUUUUGAUUUGGUUAUAGCUAACUCGAGUUUUCCGAAGAGGGAAGAGCACUUGGUCACUUUCCAGAAUUCAAUGGGCAAGGCUUAG